AUGCAGAGCGCGACGCGGCUGACUCUGCUGCUGUGCGCGGCGUGGGUAGCCGCGCUGCUCUACGGCGAGAUGGGCGCCUACUGGGCCGCCCACCUCUCCUGCUCCUGGCCAUCCGCAUCCUCUUCCUCCCCAUCGCCGAGUAACCAUGUCAAGGUUGCCGUCAUUGCUGAUCCACAGCUUAUGGACAGCACCUCCCUUGGUCUACCACGAAGCUCAGUUGCACUGCAAGCUGCAGAGUUCUUCACAGAUUUGAACAUGAGAAGAUCCUUCCAGUCUGUGAUAUUGCCGUUCAAGCCUGAUGUCGUCUUAUUUCUCGGUGACUAUUUUGAUGGGGGCGCACAUAUAUUGGAUGAAGAGUGGCAGGAUUCUCUAUUCCGAUUUAAGCAUAUAUUCAGCAUGAGCGAACAGAGGACAAGUCCCCAUGUCCCAAUCUACUAUCUUUCAGGAAAUCAUGAUAUCGGUUACUCAGCAUUUCACUCAGUUCAUCCUGAGGUUAUCAGUCGAUACGAAAAAGAAUUUGGACCAAGAAACUUCCAUUUUUUGUCUGGGAAGGUGGACUUUGUUGUUGUUGAUGCUCAAACUCUUGAUGGAGGAGCCAAACAGAGCAAAGAAAGAUCCUCUUCUUGGGAGUUCAUCAAAACGCUAUCAUCUGGUAAUGAAUCAAAUCCAAAAAUUCUACUAACGCACAUUCCCCUGUACCGACCUGACAAUACUCCGUGUGGCCCACAUCGUUCUUCACCUGCUAUUAAUCAGAGGAUAUAUAGCGCUGCUAUGGACCAAGGAAUCAAGUAUCAGAAUUAUCUAAGUAAACAGACUUCCGAUCUUUUGCUAGGGCUGCUGAAGCCGACUCUUGUGCUCUCAGGGCAUGACCACGACCAGUGCACAGUUGUCCACUCCACUCCUUUUGGGCCAGUAACGGAGCACACCCUUGGGACAAUUAGUUGGCAGCAGGGAAAUCUGUAUCCAUCUUUUAUGCUGCUAUCUGCUGGGCCCCGAAAUUCUACUGAUUCUAGUCAGGAGGUUCUGACGAAUCUUUGCUUCCUGCCUAAACAAACUCAUAUCUAUAUCUGGUAUAUCUUUCAGUUUGUGGUUACCAUCCUUCUGCUGAUGUUUUGGCCAACAAAUGGUCUAAGCUCUCUUCCCUACGUGAACACAUUUGUGAGCUUUAUGAGUUCGGCGGGUGCUGACCUGUUUCCAAGAAGCAAAGAAAAAGAUGAUGCGGAAGAUGGCGAAUAUGAAAUGGUUUGGGAUGCAGAGGGAUCCAUGCACCUGGUUAAAAAAGCGGUGGCAAGGCCCCCCAUCACUAACUCAGACUCCAAAACUACAGGACGAGGAAAUGUUGUGGCAAGGCCAACUGCGAGAAAGCACCAACCUGAACCUGAUUCAUCAUCUGUUCAUGUUGAGAUGGGAUCUGAAACGGCGGCAGAAGAUGGAGGGAAGGCGCCUCGCCCGAGCAAAUGGAAAAUAAGGACGGUCCUCCAGAGGCUGUUCCGCGUCGUUCAGUCGGUUGCCAUUAUUGCCGUGCUGAAUGUUCCUCUAUAUAUGAUGCUUCUGUUUAAGGAUUGGGUUGACCGUUGA
Messenger RNA from Triticum turgidum subsp. durum (durum wheat), 1578 nucleotides. NCBI's taxonomy places the organism in Eukaryota, Viridiplantae, Streptophyta, Magnoliopsida, Poales, Poaceae. The record is from the annotation of a GenBank genome assembly.